Molecule: messenger RNA, 2667 nt
Organism: Chara braunii
Lineage: Eukaryota; Viridiplantae; Streptophyta; Charophyceae; Charales; Characeae
Source: the annotation of a GenBank genome assembly
CGCAGCCAGGUGGCACCUCCCUGAAUGCUGUGUUGUGAUCCGAUAAUCCGGGUGACUACAACAUGCAGAUGAGGUUGGACACGAUGCACCCGCUCAGAUUUCAUUUCGUGCAAAAAACUUCAUCGCAGAGCUACAAGGAAAAUGCAAGUUCGGGGGAAUGCAAUACAGUCUAUCAUCUCCCCCCAAGCAAACGCGAUUCGCAAUCAGAUCUACGGGGAGAACGCGAUCCAAUUCGUGUUUCCUAAUGAAGCACUCAAAUCACAACUAAAUGAUAGACUCAAAUGGGUGUUCGGGGUGCUGCGAUCCCAAAAGAUGUCGGAUGAGGAUGCGGCUGACCACUUCCUUAUCGAAUCCCCGACGGUCGAGAAGGUGAAUGUCCUCACCCUCAAUCUGAUCGACAAAAACAACUUGCUGCGUAUUCCAAAUGCCCGAUUCAGAGGACUCCCUGUUGCCAUACAGCGCUGGAAACCCGUGAAAGCGCUCACACCGAACGACAGGAGGAAUCAUCUUAUGGCAAAUAACUAUUGGGUUGAAUUUAGCUUUGCACCUGUCCACAUACAAGGAGAGAUCCUCAAGUUGAUCGAACAGAUCGCCCCGAUCCGUGGAUUCAUAAAUGACCUACCUCACUUCCUGGCGAAGAGAGAUGACUUCUUGCUCAUCGCCGUAGACUGGCCUUCGGCGGAGCCGUUUCCACUCAGGGGAGAAUGGCACUGCCACUCCGAAGGGAGAAAAUUCGUCAUCCCCCUCAGCCAUCCACAGGACCCCUGGUGCCACGUCUGCAAAGCAAGAGGCCACCUGUACACGGACGAUGUCUGUCCGACUAACUAUAGGAAGCUCCCAAAGAACCUCGUAUCACAACACCCUGCGGAGCCGGACAAAUGGCUGCCUGAAGACCCCAACUUGAAGGGAUGGGUUUUCCGAACUAUGGAUGGGGGAUCCACCGGCCACUGGCAGUGGGAGGGGGGACAGACUCCACAGAAUACCCCCGAAGGGGUUGCGCUCCCGACACAGCAAUUUCAUAACCCCGGGGGGGCCCGGGGGCCUCCUCCACGGCCUCGUGAGGUCGGACUGAAGCAUCCCCCGGCGAAGGUUUACCAAAAAAAAGACCGCGCAGAACCCUCGAGACGACCACAUAACAGCCCACAGCCGGCGACCGCUGCCCCCAAACCGACCACUGCGACGGCAAAUGACCGCCGGCCUCCAGACACACAGGAUGGGACCGGUGGUGACAGGGCGAGACGUGGAGGGACACCGCAAACACACGGCAGGCUGCAAUUCAGACAGAAGCAAGGGAAACAAAAAAUGCCAGCCCUGCCACAAACAGAAGAGGGUGGACCAACGGACGCCCCACAACCUGCAACCACUUCACAAAUUGAGGUGGGGGAGAUAGUCGAAUCUGAUGAUGAGACUCCUCUGCUGCGCAGAAAAUCGGGGUACAGCAGGGACACAAAACCUCGAUCCCCAACGCCCCACAAUCAUGAUGGUACUGACUGCAACAAUAGUGGGAAGGGAGUGGCCACAAGUGAAAACCAUGACGGCACUGACUGCAACAACGGUGGGAAGGAAGACAUCACAGGUGACUGCCUCAUCCACCCUGUCACAAAUGACGUCGACCCAUUGCUGCAACAAUCGAAAGUUGUUACCUUUCAGGACAAGCACGAAACUGAUGGCCCCCCCGCCGGGCCCAGCCCCCUCCUUCUGGUUGACUUCGGUCAGAAGGCUGUCCCGGGAUCACGGCAGUUCCCGCCGUCAACCCGCCCUCUGCCGCUCCUCCCCAACCCACACGACAUUGCUGCAGUUCAUGAUCUGGGGCAUAAGUCAGAAGACGUAAACACCACAGACAACGGUUUCCAAAACAAAAUGGAAGGGGGGAGCUUCCCCGCUGAACCAGGGGACCGAAGCUUGGUUGUGCGGGACCAUCACCUUCCGCCACCGGAUCCGGGACCGCCACCCCCUCUGAUGCCUGACGGCUUUGGGGCGCCCCCCCCUGACACACUCACACCGGCCAAUGCCGCUCGGGAUGCUCUCAAAGACAAAAACGAAGGGAAGCGCCUGCCCACCAGACCCAGAGCCCUCGCCGAGUCUGAGCACGGCCCACAGCAACUGCGACUGUGCUUGCCACCUCCUGCUAACGCCCCCAACAUCGUGAGCGUGGGGAAGAUGUCGGACGACAGUCCACAGCAACAGCAAUUGAGGUUGCCACCCCCUGCGGAUGCUCCCCACAGCGACAGCGCAGGGGAACAGCUUCCAUAAAUUCCUCAUGCAUGUGUCCACGAACCAUCAUACAUCGUUCUUCCACAGAGGAGAGAGAGAGAGAGAGAGAGAGAGAGAGAGAGAGAGAGAGAGAGAGAGCUGGAUGGACACGACAUCAAAGGUCAAGUCGAACAUCACACAGAAGUCGGUAAACCAAAAAUCCCGAGCACAAACGGGGAUUAAAAGAAAUUAGAAACCCCAAUGGGGGAAUCGACGUCGAGAUCAUCCCCGGAUACUGCCGAAAGAAUAGCGCCGAAGCAGCAUCAAAUGGCGUGUGACACCGGCCCUCCAGGAGUCUUUGCUGGCUUAAAGACCCUAGUGGUUCUCUUGACCUUUAUACUACCGAGAUCCUAGAAGAUAAAUGCUGGGGAGUACCUUUCUGGUCUAGUCCCUGAACAAAUUUUACACUGUAUC